AUGUCUGCUCAGCAAUACCCUCCUUUGUCAAAAUCUCUUGUUGCUUCAGCACUUUUCGCUCACGUGGAGCUUGUGACGAAAAGAAACAGUUAUCCCUUUAAAUUGCUUAGGCUUGGAGUGCGCGGCAUGGCGUUAUUCUUGCAAUGA
Messenger RNA from Phytophthora nicotianae INRA-310, 147 nucleotides. RefSeq lists its product as hypothetical. The transcript is spliced from 2 exons. The record is from RefSeq and is a predicted model, not a curated record. Lineage: Eukaryota; Oomycota; Peronosporomycetes; Peronosporales; Peronosporaceae. The coding region runs from base 1 to 147 and encodes 48 amino acids.